Messenger RNA from Orcinus orca (killer whale), 3302 nucleotides. RefSeq names its product aurora kinase B (gene AURKB). The record is from RefSeq and is a predicted model, not a curated record. Gene Ontology annotation, biological process: regulation of cytokinesis; protein phosphorylation; mitotic spindle organization. Gene Ontology annotation, molecular function: protein kinase activity; ATP binding. Gene Ontology annotation, cellular component: spindle pole centrosome; spindle microtubule; chromosome passenger complex. Bases 1340 to 2404 code for a protein of 354 amino acids. NCBI's taxonomy places the organism in Eukaryota, Metazoa, Chordata, Mammalia, Artiodactyla, Delphinidae. The transcript has 7 exons.
UUUCCCACUUCCCCUCCCCUCACCCGCGUGGCGAGGUCCCGCUUGCAGAUUUGAGGUCCUGCAGAGGGCGAUCCUCUUACCACUUUCUUCCCGGCUUUGCACUAGUUUAUGGGCCCCAGUCUGGUCACUUGUAGCCACAUCCUAUCAGGUGCUGCCAACUUGAGUUUGACCAGCCUGUGAGGACCUCUGCAGAGCUGAGCCUAUUUGUCACAUCCAGAUGACAUCUGGGACUGAGCAGGCAGGGUCUGGCCUUUUGGCCAUGAUUCCCAACCCUUGUCCUGAAAAAAUAGGCUAGGCAGGAAAUAGAAAUAGACUCUGGAAGGAUUUAGAUACGUUUAUAAGUUUAAAAGGUCCAGGACAAGUCUAAAUUAAGAAUUUAGAAUUUAUUUUAAUGACUGGUGUGAAGUAAGCAUUCAAUGGCUUUAUUUUCCAGUUGUCCCAACACCUUUCACUGAAGAGUCUACCCUCUCAUUUGAAAUGCUACCUUUGUUACAUAUAUUAAAUUCCCACAUAUAUGUGGAUCUAUUUCUGCACUCUAUUUUGUUCAACUUGCUUAUUUGUAAAUUCCAUGCUAAUAUCACUGUUUGCAAACAGGUCUGUAGGGGCACUGAGGCUUUCUUCCUCUCUUGGCUAAAGAAGAAAGAAGGGGCCCUGCAUGGGCUUUGCUCUCUGUUUGCGGGGCUUGAGUAUCCUGGGGGGGGGGUCCGUAUGUCCCCUUGUCCACCAGCUGCCUCCCUGGUGAAUCUCUGAAUGAGGCUGUCAAUAGUGGAGGCUGAAUGAGAAAACAUUGUCAUGCCCACACUGGUCACUCCUAAAAGAAAGGGGUGUAUAUUACUCAGAAGUUGAAAGUGAAAAGUGGUCCAGGGCCGUUAGAGUAGCCCUCAGUGUCCUAAAGCCUGUUGUGGCAAAGGGGUAAAUACUGAGAUUUGCUGAACACUCAAGGCCACAAGGACCUUAUCUGAGACUUAACAGACUGAGCUUAGGGGACCAUGAGAAUACCGCUGUGCUAAAGCUCCUUGAAUUUUGUGUGUUCAUUACCCCAGCCUGUACUGCCCCCUGGGGUGGGGCACUGGGUAAAGGAGUGGUGUUAUGGACAAGACUUUGAAGGUUGGACAGCCUUGGGCCUGAGAAUGUGGAGUGGGCCAGGGCCAAAGAGGUGAGAGGUUAGGUGUGAGGGUAAGUCCCUGUCUUAGGCUGACUUAGGUUGUUUAUUAAUAACUCAUUUUCUAUGGGGCUCUGAGCAGAGUCUUCGGGCUGAGUAGCUAAAUUGUGGUCUCAGUGUUCCUCUUUGAACUGGGGAUUGGGUAGGUGGGUGGGUGGCUUUAUAGCAAGUCCUGAAAUGCUGCUUGUAGCACAUUCCAACCCGGUCACUGGGAUAAAGGCACUCUCAGAGCUCCCCCCUGGUCCUUCUCAGGCUCAGUCUGGCCUGAACACCCUGCCCCAGAGAGUCCUCCGGAAGGAGCCUGUCACCCCCUCUGCGCUUGUCCUCAUGAGCCGCUCCAAUGCCCAGCCCACAGCUGCCCCUCUCCAGAAGGUGGUGGAGAACAACAGUCGGACCCCAAACUUCUCAAUCAGGCGUUCCUUCACAAUCGACGACUUUGAGAUUGGGCGUCCUCUGGGCAAAGGCAAGUUUGGAAAUGUGUACUUGGCUCGGGAGAAGAAAAGCCAUUUCAUCGUGGCGCUCAAAGUCCUCUUCAAGUCUCAGAUAGAGAAGGAGGGUGUGGAGCACCAGCUGCGCAGGGAGAUCGAAAUCCAGGCCCAUCUGCAGCAUCCCAACAUCUUGCGUCUCUACAACUAUUUCUAUGACCGGCGAAGGAUCUACUUGAUUCUGGAGUAUGCCCCCCGGGGGGAGCUCUACAAGGAGCUGCAGAAAAGCCACACUUUCGACGAGCAGCGAACAGCCACGAUUAUGGAGGAGCUGGCGGACGCUCUGAUAUACUGCCACGGGAAGAAAGUGAUUCACAGAGACAUAAAGCCGGAGAAUCUGCUCUUGGGGCUCCAGGGAGAGCUGAAGAUUGCUGACUUCGGCUGGUCUGUGCACGCCCCCUCCCUGAGGAGGAAGACAAUGUGUGGCACCCUGGACUACCUGCCCCCAGAGAUGAUUGAGGGGCGCACGCACAACGAGAAGGUGGAUCUGUGGUGCAUCGGAGUGCUCUGCUAUGAGCUGCUUGUGGGGAACCCCCCCUUCGAGAGUGCUUCCCACAACGAGACGUAUCGGCGCAUCGUCAAGGUGGACCUGAAGAUCCCCCCUUCCAUGCCUGCAGGAGCCCAGGACCUUAUCUCCAAGCUGCUCAAGCAUAACCCCUCAGAACGCCUGCCACUGGCUCAGGUCUCAGCCCACCCUUGGGUCCGGGCCCACUCCCGGAGGGUGCUGCCCCCCUCUGCCCUUCAGUCUGUCCCCUGAACUGUCCCUGUUAUUUUCUCAGUUGUGUCUGUAUGUCUGUAUAUGUGUAGUUAGGAGAAGCGGUCCCUGGCCUGUUCCCGCAUCUGUCUUCUACCUCCUCUUUAUCUAAUAAAGUCUGAAGCUUUUUGUACUGAUGAGUGUAGAUGUUUACAGGCAGAAAUUGCUGUGAAGGAAGCCGUCACCUGUGGGGAGGAGGCGGGGGAGUUGCCCAUGCCGGGUGCCAGGACUGGCAUUGCAUCACUGCCCCUGGGAGCACCCUGCCCUCUCAGCUCUAACCCCCACCUGGUCAGCUCCACCCCACCCCCAAGUCUUUUCUUUCCCCUGCUCUGACUCCCAGACCUGGGGAUGCUGGGGGCUUCAGCUCCACUCUGCUACGCCUGCACACCAGCCAUCUCUGCCCGCCUUCUCUUACUACUUGCUCUUAGUUUACCUCUAUUCUUUCUCUCUUCUGGUUCACUCCUGCCGACCCGGGAGCAACUGAACAUUGUUGUACCCAGAAGUUGUUUGUUUUUCCGCUUUGAUGAGGCUCUAGCACAGGAGUGAAUAGAAGCAGUCAUUGGCUCCUAACCUAAGGUUUAAGGUUUCACUGCUAGAUGCAUGAUGCUUGCUGUAGAUUUUUAAUACAUGUCCUUUAUCAGGUUGAGGAAGGCCUGGUCACUUCCUAGUUUGCUAAGGGUUUGGGCGUUUGUUUCAGGGUCAGCCGCAACAGCAUGCGGGAUCUUAGUUCCACGACCAGGGAUCGAACCCGCGCCCCCUGCAGUGGAAGCGUGGAGUCUGUUGGGGUUUUUCUGAAUGAAAAAUAGGUGUUGACUUUCACCUAAUGCUUUUUCUGCAUCUGUUGAUUAUUUGCUCUUUUAAGCCAUGUGGUGAAGAACAUCAAUAAAUGUUUUUAUUUUCA